Messenger RNA from Leucoraja erinaceus (little skate), 473 nucleotides. Its product is annotated as syntaxin-binding protein 4-like. NCBI's taxonomy places the organism in Eukaryota, Metazoa, Chordata, Chondrichthyes, Rajiformes, Rajidae. The coding region runs from base 108 to 473 and encodes 121 amino acids. The record is from RefSeq and is a predicted model, not a curated record. The transcript has 3 exons.
GGGAGAAGGCAGGCACGGGUUAUUGAUAGGGGACGAUCAGCCAUGAUCACAUUGAAUGGCGGUGCUGGCUCGAAGGGCCGAAUGGCCUCCUCCUGCACCUAUUGUCUAUGUUUCUAAUGUUUCAGGUGGUGGCGCCUGGGGCAGCGGGAGCUGCGGACCUGGACAGGACGACCCGCGAGAGGAACGAAGCCUUAAAGGAGCUGAAGAAAGUGAAGGACCAGCUCGUCCAGUCAGAGAAAAGCAGGAAGACUCUGAGCGAGGAGUUGCAGAAAGUCCGACAGGAGGCGCGGUGUGCGGUGGAGGAGGGACGUUCGCUACGGGGUCGGGCCCACCUGGCGGAGGCGGCCCAGCGCCACGCACACAUGCCAGAUGGACACGAGGAUAGCACAUGGAAACACGAGACACACAAACACGCUGUGCGCGGGGCACGGCCAGGCAACUCUGUGGGGGGGGUAACACGUGUGCGCGGGUAA